This is a messenger RNA of Coccomyxa subellipsoidea C-169, 1909 nucleotides long. RefSeq names its product calcium-dependent protein kinase. NCBI's taxonomy places the organism in Eukaryota, Viridiplantae, Chlorophyta, Trebouxiophyceae, Coccomyxaceae. The transcript is spliced from 12 exons. Gene Ontology annotation, biological process: protein autophosphorylation; intracellular signal transduction; peptidyl-serine phosphorylation. Gene Ontology annotation, cellular component: cytoplasm; nucleus. The record is from RefSeq and is a predicted model, not a curated record. Gene Ontology annotation, molecular function: calcium-dependent protein serine/threonine kinase activity; calcium/calmodulin-dependent protein kinase activity; calcium ion binding. The coding region runs from base 205 to 1641 and encodes 478 amino acids.
CUUGCCGGUAAAUCAGUAGAAUUUCCAUACAUUAUCUCUGAUCGUGCAUUGACUGCACGGUGUAGCACAAGCCUGUGUUUGUGCAAGUAGCACAUCAACGGAAGUUUAGAGACACUGGCUCUUUGUGGUUUCCGGUAUGCACCCGUCAGAAAGCAUAUCUCCACGAGGAGAGGGUCAUGUUUGAACAGGACAAUCUAUGCUAGCAUGGUGGGCUGGGUCCUUUCGCCCUCGAAGCGGGAGCAUAGAGUCCACGAUCACUACAAGUUAGGGCAGAUUCUGGGAAAAGGAGCCUUUGGCAUCGUUUACCACGCUACAGAUCUCGCUGACAACAGGCAGUAUGCCUGUAAGUCAAUUAAUAAGGCGAAGUUGGUGACAGAGGAGGAUGUUAGAGAUGUCCAGAGAGAAGUGGAAAUACUGAAUCUGGUUUCAGAUCAUCCAAACGUUGCAGAACUGGUCAACACCUUUGAAGACACUCAUUUUGUGCACUUGAUCCUUGAGCUCUGCCAUGGUGGGGAGCUGUUUGAUCGCAUCGUUGAGCAGGGAACCUUCACUGAAAGGGCGGCUGCAGAUUACUUCCGGACGAUGGUGCUCGUCAUUGAUCACAUGCAUCAACUUGGCGUGAUGCACAGGGAUAUCAAGCCGGAGAAUUUUUUGCUUACUGACAAAAGCGACAGAGCCAAACUGAAGCUGUGUGACUUCGGCCUCUCCUCAUACUGGAAACCUGGGGACAGACUGCAGUCCAUUGUGGGGUCCUGCUAUUAUGUUGCUCCGGAGGUGUUGAGGCGCGACUAUGGGGUUGAGGCGGACAUGUGGAGCUUGGGUGUGAUGCUCUACAUUCUGCUGAGCGGGCUGCCUCCGUUCUGGGGAGACAAAGAGGAGGACAUCUUCCGCAUGGUCCUCAAGGCAGACAUAGACUUCCAGACACCGCCCUGGCCCUCAAUCUCACAGGCGGCCAAGGAUUGCGUGCGCCAGCUCCUCAACGUUGCUCCGGACGGCCGCCCCAUAGCCUCCAAGCUGCUGCAGCACGCGUGGCUGAAGGCGCAGGGGGCGUCGCUGGACAAGCCGCUGGACAGCGUGGUGCUGAGCCGCAUCAAGAAGCUGUCGGCCAUGAACAAGCUGAAGAAGGCGGCGCUGGUGGUCAUGGCGCAGUCGCUGAGCGAGGACGAGAUCAACGGCCUGCAGCAGCUCUUCCGCUCCAUUGACGCCGACGGCAACGGCACCAUCACCGUCGACGAGCUGCGCACAGCCCUAUCCUCCCUCAACGGCCGCCUCCAGGAUGAUGACAACCUGGGGGGCAUCAUGGCAGCGGCGGAUCUGGACGGCGACGGCACGCUCAACUAUGAGGAGUUCAUCGCGGCGACCGCAAACCUGAACAAGCUGGAGAAGGAGGCCAACAUCCUGGCCGCCUUUAACAAGUUUGACACCGACCACAGCGGUGCACUGACCAGGGACGAGAUCCGCGAGGCCCUGAACUCCAUGGGCUCCACUGAUGAAGAGAUCGAGAACAUGAUUGACCAGUUUGACACGAAUCACGACGGGGAGAUCGACUACUCGGAGUUCCUGGCAAUGAUGCGCGCCGACAAUGAGGACCUGAAGGCGGCUUCAAACUACCUGCGGAGGCGCUCCAGCGUCUGCAGCUGAUGUGAUCCAAUGAUCAGAGUCAGCUGCAGGCUACUUGUCUCUCUCUUGUGAUGCGUGUGUGCCUGCACAUUGCAGUGCACGUCUGGUAUGCUCAAUCGGAAUUGCUCACACUCGCAAUUGCAGUGAGAAGGGGCGUGUGGUGACCAGAAUUGCCUUGUGGAAGUAGGGCUGCUUGAUUGGAUGGCGUGUAAUCCGCCCAGUUUCACCCUGUUGGGUUCAGAAUACAAAUGGGAUGUUGUGUUGUGUUCUCAUUUAAAAGCUCCAGAAU